AUGCUUCUUCUCGACUAUCAAAAUGUCCUGAUUCAGUCGAUCCUCACCGAACGCUUCUCCGGUGCCCCUCAUCAAUCCAUUGACCAAGUCGUCUCCGACUUUGACGGCGUCAUAUUCCACAUAUCCACUCCGACGACGAAAACUCAGAUUCUCAUCUCCCUUUCCAUCAAGUGCUUCCGAGAGCUUGUACAAUAUGGCGCGGAAGCGGUCCUGCAAAGAGAAUAUGGGAACUACAUCACGGCCACCGAGGCAGGCUACGACUUUAGCAUCCUGGUUGAUCUGGACAACUUGCCCCCUACGCCGGAAGAGAGGGAAGAGCUUGUACGGCGGAUCAGUCUGCUGAAACGAAAUGUGAUGGCCGCCCCGUUUGAAAAGGCCUUUGACGAAUUUGCACAGCUGUCCGAAGAGGCUGCCAAAUACACAUCGGAGUCGGCGCCGCAGGGCGUCAAGGAAGGCAGCGAAGUCAUGGCCAUACAUUACCGGGAGGAGGAAGCUAUCUACAUCAAAGCCAGCCACGAUCGAGUCACUGUGAUAUUCUCCACCUUGUUCAUCGACGCCGUCGACCGCAUCUUCGCCAAGGUCUUUCUGCAGGAAUUUGUGGAUGCGAGAAGACGUGCCAUUCAGAACGCUCCCCAGGUGCUGUUCAGAAGUGAUCCGCCUCUGGAACUUCAGGGUCUCAGAGGAGUGGGCAAGACUGGUGAAAAGGGCGAGAUGGGCUAUAUUACGUUCGUCUUAUUCCCUCGCCACCUAACCCGUCAGCGACGGGAAGAAGUCAUUUCUCACAUCCAGACAUUCCGCGACUACUUCCACUACCACAUCAAAGCGUCCAAAGCCUACAUCCACUCGCGCAUGCGACGCAGAACGGCAGAUUUCCUGCAAGUUCUCAAUCGUGCCCGGCCCGAGACGGAAGAACGGGAAAGGAAGACCGCCAGCGGCAGGACAUUCAGAGUUCAAGGAUAG
Messenger RNA from Rhinocladiella mackenziei CBS 650.93, 960 nucleotides. RefSeq lists its product as uncharacterized. The transcript has 3 exons. Lineage: Eukaryota; Fungi; Ascomycota; Eurotiomycetes; Chaetothyriales; Herpotrichiellaceae. Gene Ontology annotation, molecular function: actin filament binding; structural constituent of cytoskeleton. Bases 1 to 960 code for a protein of 319 amino acids. Gene Ontology annotation, biological process: actin filament polymerization; Arp2/3 complex-mediated actin nucleation. Gene Ontology annotation, cellular component: Arp2/3 protein complex; actin cytoskeleton. The record is from RefSeq and is a predicted model, not a curated record.